AGGAGGAGUUUCCGUCCGAUUGCUUAGGAAAACUGGUGCUUGAAAACAAUCCAUUUUUCAUUAGCCCCACAAUGUAAUAUAAUCGACUGAAAGGUGGCGGAAAUUUUUGGACACGCCAAGAAUCCGUUCAAUCUCGCUUCUGCUUCGAAUCGUUUGGCUGCACGUUGAAACUUCGAGGCCUGCUUAGGUUAGCCUAGCGUAGCUUAGCCGCUAACAAAGCGAACAAACAACGCGCCUGGGUUCGACAUGUCGCCGAGCAAGCAAACAUCACGUCCCAAAAUGUCAGAUGUCAGUCUAGCGCAUCGUUCUGAAUGCCAGGAGUCUGCUCACAUGGAAGAAAAGGAGGAAGGGUCUCUAUACGUCAAGAAGGUGGAGGAAGAAUUCGUCCUCAUUAAAGAGGAGCAGGAGGAUUAUCAGAUUAGAGUGGAGAACCCCCACAUUGAGGUGCGGCAGCACCCUCAUCCCGUCAAAAAGGAGGAGGAGGAGGACCCUCCAUAUGUUAAAGUGGAAGUGGUAGACAUCCCCAAGUGGACUGGUAAGCCUUUGAAGGGGGAAGAUGGCAGUCCGAGUGAGGCUAGCAGAGGGGCGGAGCCUCCAAGUGGCAGCAGCAGUUCAAAAGAAGGAUUCCAAGCAGACAACCUCAUCGCUCGACCAUCAGAGAGUGAUGACUUCACUUCACACUCGCUGUUCUGUUUCAGAAAAUAUUUUGGUCCUGAGCAGCAGGAGUCAGGGUCUAGUGGCGUGAAAGAGGAAGUAGAGCACCCGCAAAUAAAAAAAGAAGAGCCAGAUGACCCUCGACAGCAAAACAGAGAAGAGCUACUUUCAAUCAAAAAGGAGGAGGUAGAGUUUAUGUUAAAGGUAGAGCCAUAUGUUAAAGAGGAGGACGAUAUCAACAGGCCAACUUGUGAGCCUUUGAAGAGUGAAGAGGGCCUGAGUGAGACCAGCAGAGGAGCCGAGCCUCCAAGCGGUAGCAGCAGGUCAACAGAAGGAUUGCAAGCGGACAAUUUCACCGCUCCGCUAUCAGAUAGCGAAGACGCCAUGUCACACUCGCCUGACAGUGAUAAUGAAGUUCAUAUGAAAGCUGACAGUGACAACAAAUGCAAAUGCUCUCAUUGUGGGAAAACCUUCAUUAAUGAGUAUAAUUGUCGUAGGCAUAUGAGGAGCCACGAUGAAAAACCUCAUUCCUGCUCAGUUUGUGGCCAAAGAUUCAGUCACAAGAGCGCCUUAAAAAUACACACAAGAAUCCACACUGGAGAAAAACCUUAUUCCUGCUCAGUUUGUGACCAAAGAUUCUCUAUACAGGGAAACCUAAAGCAACACAUAAGAAACCACACUGGAGAAAAACCUUUUUCCUGCUCAGUUUGUGACCAACGAUUCAUUUGGAAGAGCGCCCUAAAAAUACACUCUAGAACUCAUACCGGAGAAAAUCCUUUUACCUGCCCAGUUUGUGGUCAAAGAUUUGCUCAGAAGCAGGACUUAAAAGAACACAGAAGAACUCACGGUGGUGACAAACCUUUUUCCUGCUCAGUUUGUGACCAAAGAUUCAGGUGCAAGAGCGCCCUAAAAGUGCAUACAAGAACCCAUACUGGAGAAAAACCUUAUGCCUGCUUAGUUUGUGGCCUAGGAUUCGCUCAAAAGGGAAACCUAAAGCAACACAUAAGAAAUCACACUGGAGAAAAACCUUUUUCCUGCUCAGUUUGUGAUCAAAGAUUCAUUUGGAAGAGCGCCCUAAAAAUCCACUCUAGAACUCACACUGGAGAAAAACCGUUUACCUGCCCAGUUUGUGGUCUAAGAUUUGCUCAGCAGCAAGAUUUAAAAGAACACAGAAGAACCCAUGGUGGAGACAAACCUUUUUCCUGCUCAUUUUGUGACCAAAGAUUCAGUCGCAAAAGCGCCCUAGAAAUACACACAAGAACCCACACUGGAGAAAAACCUUAUCACUGCUCAGUUUGUGGCCAAGGAUUCUCUCAGAAGAAACACUUAAAACAACACACAAGAAUCCACACUGGAGAAAAACCUUUUUCCUGCUCAGUUUGUGGCCAACAAUUCUCUCAAAAGGGAAACUUAAAAACGCACACAAGAAACCACACUGGAGAAAAACCUUUUUCCUGCUCAGUAUGUGGCCAACAAUUCUCUCAAAAGGGAAACUUAAAACUGCACACAAGAAACCACACUGGAGAAAAACCUCUUACCUGAUCAAUUUGCAGCCAAGGAUUCAGUCACAGUAGCUACUUAAAAAUACACAUAAGAACACACACUGGAGAAAAACCCUUUUCCUGCUCAGUUUGUGACAAAAGAUGCAGUUGCAAGAACUACUUAACAACACACGCAAGAGCCCACACCGGAGAAGAGACUUUUUCCUGCUCAGUUUGUGGCCAAAUAUUCUCUGCAAAGAAAUACCUAACAAAACACAUAAGAAUCCACACUGGAGAAAAACCUUUUUCCUGCUCAGUUUGUGGUCGAUUAUUCUCUACAAAGAGAUACCCAACUAAACACACAAGAACCAACACUGGAGGAAAAUCUAAAACCCACGCUGGAGAAUAACCUUUUCCUGCUCAAUUUGUGGUUAUAUUCUCUCUAAGGCAAGCUAAUACAACACAUAAUAACCCACAUUGGUAAAAAAAUGUUUUUGCUCAGUUUGUGGUCAACGACUCGGGUUGGGCAUCGUUUGAAAUUUAACAAUUCCGGUUCCAAUUCCGACUCCACGUUUGGAUUCCGGUUCCAAACGAUUCUCGAUUCCGAUUCUUUCAACAGGCAGGGUAAAAAAAAUUGCACAGUUUUUAUUAAAUUCUUCUCGACGAUUUUUUAAAUUAAAUGAACUUCUUACAUGGCUAAUCUUAACUUGUGUAUAAAUAUCAGUCUUUGAACUUGAGCACUUUUUUUCCCGCUCGGCAGUCAGGGCAUUGAAACAAGGAAUCAAAAUUUUAAAAUUCGAACGAUUCCGGGAGCAUCGGAGUGUUAGAACCAGUUCCCAUCGAUGCUCGAUUCUCGAUGCCCAACCCUAUCAACGACACAAUCAGAAGGAUCAGGUUAAGACACGCGUGUGUGUUGGUGUGAGAAGCGGUGGCCAAGGACUGUUUUGCCUGUCAUCCAUGCUGGCUUCAUCAGUUUGUGGAUGCAAGACGUUUGUAUUUUGUGGACCUUCCUCAAAUCCUAUUGAGGAUUUGCAGUUUUGGUGCUAUAUGUGUGCUUUGUCGGUUCCUAGUGUAAAUUGUAUUCACACUUUUAAAAGAAAUUGGCUCACCCGAUUUACAAUGAAUAUGAAUUUAGAUGAAGUUAAGUCACGUGAUCGUUGACCAGGAUGAUCUGGCAAAAAAAUAAAUAAAAAUCCCUCAAAUUGUUCGUUCCUGAUUCUUUUCACGAUUUUGUUUACUUGGUUUUUCAGUUUUUUUGUGGCUGGUUACUGCUAAUUUUGAAGAAUCUGCAGGGGUGCACAUAAGUGGUCCGCAUGCGCGCAUGCGUACUGGACGUAGACAAACGCGCUGGCCCUCAACAGCUUCCAUACGCUUUUGCAUACCGAUGGCUGACCACUGUAUUUGCGGCGGACACGAGAGAAUAACUUCUCAAAAUGUCGAAGAGGCAGGCCACACUGAGUAAUUACUUCCGUGUUCCCCCACCCCCGUCAAAAGACAGACAGACGACAGAGACGUCACCGGAGCUACCAAAAAAAAGGACUUUUGCUGAAAAGUGGCGACAGGAGGUACCAUGGCUAGAAGCAAAUGAUGCUCGCACGGAAAUGCGGUACAAAGUGUGCCGUGAGAAUCCCAAUGUCGCCGAUAAGAGCAGCGCAUUUUAUGUAGGGUCCAAGAAUUUCAGCCAUCCAAACUUUGAAAAGCACGAAAAAAAAACAGAGGAUGUAGCAUUUAAGCAAACUAUCGAUGUCAGACUGGACCCCACUCGCCCUAUGGACAAGUGGCGGAAUAGGGCGGAAUAAAGGUAAUGAACAGCGACAUGCACUGACAAACGUGUUUUUGUUUGCAUUUUAUAAAGCUAAACAUGCACGUUCAAUGAGGUCUUAUGAGGAGGACAUCCUACUUUUAAAAAGGCUUGGAGUUAAUGUGGGAGCAGCAUAAUGCCCUUUAUUUUGAAUUGGUGCUUUUAUGUUUAUUUCUUUACAUUUCACUUCAAAGUAAUGGCAAUUUUGUUGUGCCAGUUGAUGUUAAUCAAGCAUUAAUUGUUAAUAUAAUUAAUUAAAGUUAAUUGGCUCUAAGUAAAGCUUGUCAUAAAUUUAUUGCAUCAGGCGGGUCGGCUCUCAAGCUCA
This is a messenger RNA of Corythoichthys intestinalis (scribbled pipefish), 4261 nucleotides long. Its product is annotated as gastrula zinc finger protein XlCGF57.1-like. The record is from RefSeq and is a predicted model, not a curated record. Lineage: Eukaryota; Metazoa; Chordata; Actinopteri; Syngnathiformes; Syngnathidae. Bases 247 to 2196 code for a protein of 649 amino acids. Gene Ontology annotation, biological process: regulation of transcription by RNA polymerase II. The transcript has 3 exons. Gene Ontology annotation, molecular function: DNA-binding transcription factor activity, RNA polymerase II-specific; RNA polymerase II cis-regulatory region sequence-specific DNA binding.